Messenger RNA from Micromonas pusilla CCMP1545, 342 nucleotides. RefSeq lists its product as uncharacterized. Lineage: Eukaryota; Viridiplantae; Chlorophyta; Mamiellophyceae; Mamiellales; Mamiellaceae. The record is from RefSeq and is a predicted model, not a curated record. The transcript is spliced from 2 exons. The coding region runs from base 1 to 342 and encodes 113 amino acids.
AUGUCGCGCCCGCAGGAGUUUAAGAACCGGCCGGGCAACGUCGCGAAGGUCGUGACGUUCGACUCCACGCAGCAGCAGGUCGCGGUGUACGAAGCCUCCGACCCUAACGAGGGCAAGACCGGCGACCCGGUGAAAGACCUCGAGGCGAAGCUGAACUACAUCACCGAGGCGGUGCCCCUCGUGGACAACAUCGUCGCGGGCUCCACCGCGGGCGCCGGCUCAGGCGCGUUCUGUCAUCUCACACCGGUCCCCAUACGACCGCGUCGGCGUGGUGAACGCGAUCCCUUAAGGACUUUCUCACCCGGCGUGUCUCUCCGCCCAUCAAGGGUCCCUCGGUUUUAA